CCUGGAAACCUGUGGAGCAGAAGCUCCGGCCAUGGCCAUCCCAUCCUCCUAUUUAGCCGCCAUCUCCCCCGCAUCCUGUCACUACCAGUGAUCUCAUCGGAUCGCGCAAAAAGCUUCGAAAAGCAAAAGCAUGGCCCUCCCGUCGCCCGCCGGCAUCGCCAAGCCCAGGCUCCACCUGCUCCUCAACCACAGGCGCGCCAGCUCGUCGUCCGUCACCUGCUGCAGCAGCAACGGGCGGUCGUCGUCUGAGCCCGAGGACUGGGCGGCGCCGUCAGGGGACGCCGUCGACUGGCGCUCGUUCCGGGCGCAGCUCGUCCUCAAGGAGCAGUACGCGAAGAGCGUCAACCCGGCGCUCAGGGCGUCGUGGGCGCCGGCGGCGAAGAUCGCGGACAAGUGGGCGCACCCGCUGGUGGAGCCGGAGAAGGGGUGCCUCCUGAUCGCGACGGGGAAGCUGGACGGGUCGCACAUCUUCGAGCGCACCGUGAUCCUCCUGCUGUCGGCCGGGGUUCUCGGCCCCGUCGGCGUGAUCCUGAACCGGCCCUCGCUCAUGUCCAUCAAGGAGGCGCAGUCCCUCUUCGCCGAGGAGGCGGACAUCGCCGGCACCUUCUCCGGCCGCCCGCUCUUCUUCGGCGGGCCGCUGGAGGAAUGCUUCUUCCUGCUGGGGCCGCGGGAGGGCGCCAGCGCCGCCGACGACGUGGUGGGCCGGACGGGGCUGUUCGAGGAGGUGAUGCCGGGCGUGCACUACGGCACGCGGGAGAGCGUGGGGUGCGCCGCGGAGCUGGUCAAGCGCGGGGUCGCCGGCGUGCGGGACUUCCGCUUCUUCGACGGGUUCUGCGGGUGGGAGAGGGAGCAGCUGCAUGACGAGGUCCGCGCAGGGCUGUGGCGUGUGGCCGCCUGCAGCCCCGCCGUUCUCGGGCUCACCGGCAUCGGGGGCGGGCUGUGGGAGGAGGUGCAGCAGCUCGUCGGAAAGAGGAGGGUGUGGUAACUAAUUGAUCGUACAAGGCUUACAAGGCUACAUAUACUAGUACUUGCUAGGUAGAAAUUGUACAUUAUACUUGUUGUGAAAAAUGCUUCACAAGACAAUUAAUUUCCCUAUAAUUUUAUACUUACGUUACAUAUUCAUACAGAGAUUAAAGACCAAUCUUUCUAUUU
This is a messenger RNA of Triticum dicoccoides, 1152 nucleotides long. Its product is annotated as UPF0301 protein Plut_0637-like. The coding region runs from base 131 to 985 and encodes 284 amino acids. The transcript is spliced from 2 exons. Lineage: Eukaryota; Viridiplantae; Streptophyta; Magnoliopsida; Poales; Poaceae. The record is from RefSeq and is a predicted model, not a curated record.